This is a messenger RNA of Eimeria necatrix, 987 nucleotides long. RefSeq lists its product as hypothetical. The annotation marks the transcript as partial. Lineage: Eukaryota; Apicomplexa; Conoidasida; Eucoccidiorida; Eimeriidae. The record is from RefSeq and is a predicted model, not a curated record. The transcript has 3 exons.
GUGCUGCAAGUGCUGCCCCACCCCGCAGCCGCCGGACUGUCUUUGGUGCAGCUGGGCAUUGACGUGCCAGCAGCAGAAGCAAAGCUGCUGGCAAAGCCCCCCACGCCAGCAGCAGCAGCAGCAGCAGCAGCAGCAGCAGCGGGGGAGCAGCAGGAGGGAGACCAGCAGCAGCAGCAGCAGCAGCAGCAGCAGCAGGCGCUGCCGUGGGGCCUGCUGCUGCCCAGUGGGGGCGGCGGCUCCGAGCCCAUUACCUACGCCCUCUACUUGAGGGACCCAGAGAAGGAAGCAGCAGCAGCAGCAGCAGCAGCAGCAGCAGCAGCAGCAACUGCAGCAGCAGCAUCCAAGGAGCCGCCUCCAGCAGAGGUGGCCUACGACUUCAGGCGAGACUAUUUGUGGCAGGUAACAGCAGCAGCUGCAGCAAAAGUAGCAGCAGCAGCAGCGACAACAACAAAAACAAUAGCAGCAGCAGCAGCAGCAAUAGUAGCUGCAGCAGCAGCAGCAGCAGCAGCAGCAAUAGUAGCUGCAGCAGCAGCGCCGACAACAGCAAUAUUGGCGCCUGGCGCAUUUACUGCCCCUUCUUCAGGGUCCAGCGGAGCCUCUGAAAGGGCCGUGCUGCUGCUGGUCCCCCCCGAAGGUGCUGCUGAUGUUUGUUUGCUGCUGCCACUUGUGGGGCCCCGGCGGGUGCUGCUGAAGGCCGGCAGCAGCAGCAAAAGAGCUGGAGUUUUGGCCAGCAGCAAGCAGCAAGAAGCAGCAGCUCAAGAAGGAGCAGCAGCAACAGACGAGGACGAUGCAGAAGGGGGUGCCGAGAAGCCUCCUAGUGCUGCUGCUGAGGCGCCAGAAGCAGCUGCUGCUGCAGCAAAAGAAAACAAAGCCGAGCUGUUCAGCGACGGGGGAGAAGGCGAGGCCUCAGGAGCAACGGGGAGCAGCAGCAGCAGCAGCAGCAGCAGCAGCAGCAGCGAAGAUGAGGCCUCCUCCAACUCAUCCUAG